This is a messenger RNA of Ustilaginoidea virens, 1047 nucleotides long. RefSeq lists its product as uncharacterized. The transcript has a single exon. The coding region runs from base 1 to 1047 and encodes 348 amino acids. NCBI's taxonomy places the organism in Eukaryota, Fungi, Ascomycota, Sordariomycetes, Hypocreales, Clavicipitaceae. The record is from RefSeq and is a predicted model, not a curated record.
AUGUCUGAAACCUCCCAAUCAGGCCUGAAUAUCAACCCCAGAAACGUGGUCGAGGCAAAGGUUGCUGCGAGGCUGUCUCAGAUUUGGGACCAAGAGUCCAAGUGCUGGACCGCCGAAACCAAGCAAAACUUUGUCGAGGUGGCGUCUCUGGCCAGGCUGUCGUAUGGCACCUGUACGCCAUCGUCGCACAAGAUUCACCGUCGGCUCAAUGGGCGCGCAGUGACGGUUUCUGAUUACACUGUUCUCGCAGCCAUGUUUGGAACCAACUCGCUGGGUCGGCUGAACUGGUGGAAAGACUUCCAAAGAAGCAACCCCCGCUACAAGCACUAUGAAGGAGUGGUGAAACCGGAAGACAGAGAUUUCCUGCUUGCUUCCAAAAGGCCGUACAAGGCUGCCGAGCCAAAAGGGCCUGAGAGAGAGUGCAAGAAAGAAGCGACCUCGACGGAAGACCCCAAGGGCGCUGAGUCUACUGCCAGCGAGUCGGCAAUGUCGGAUACUCAGCACGAAGCGGAUACGAUUAGUACGGCGAAGGUGUCCGCGGAUGAUGUAUCGGGAAACCUGGUAGACAACUGUUCCAGGCAAGGAACGAGAACAGCUCAACCGGUGGACUCAAACCUCGACUGGAAAAGAGCAUGUCCGAUUGUCCCUACCGAAGAGAGCAGUGACACUCACAGCACUUUUACAGGAGAGCCCACUGCUGCCCACGUCGGAGCCUCGGAAGCAGUAAAGCUUGAGCCAUGCGCCAAAACACCCGAGGCGAAUCCCCCCAAGGAGGACUUGGCAGACUCGGAGCCCUUGUCGCCACGAAUUAAAAGAUUCAGGGAAAGCGUAGAGAUCUCAGAGGACGACGUAUGGCAAAAGCUUACAAAGACCUUGCGAGCACCAAAUACAUUGCAAGCUAGGAUUGAAGCCAUUGAAGUACGAAUCAAAGCCCAAGAAGAAGAAAUCGACGUACUGAAAGCGACUCUAUCGAGGACCAGCCAGAAACUGGCACAGCAGAGCACAAUGAUCGAAGCGGUCGCCAAGUAUCUGGCGGGAAGCUCCUAG